AUGGCCUCACAAGAAUCGUCGGUUGAUCUUGAGCAGGCCGUCUUAGUGAAUUCAGUAUGUGUAAAUUGUGGGGAUUCAGCAAAAUAUUUAUGUCAAGCAUGUGGACAAACAGGUCCCCGUUAUUGUUCUCUGAAAUGCCAAACCGAUCAUUGGGAAAAGGUGCACGCCUCUGUGUGCAAACAAACAGAGACAGAGCCUGACGAACAUGACAAUGAAACAAAUUCAAGAAUCCUUAAAAGAUCAAGUAGUAAAGUUUACAGUAGAGGAAACGCUGCUCAACUUAUCAACCUUAAACAUCGACGAUCGAACCAAGAUUUACUUACGUCUUCUACGUCUGCAAGAUUGCCUGAUUCAAACGAUCCAUCUCCGGUAAUUGAUGCCGACCAAGCCUAUGAAUUCAGAUUCUAUAUGCAACAAGUCUACAAAAUUAUUAAACCUGUAGUUCUAUGUAUUGUACUAUCUAUCCUCUGGGUAAAACUAUCCAAAGCACCAACCUAUCUUGAGCUUGGAAGUAGUAACCAAAUGUCGAGCAGUUCAAGUGAUAAUUUGGCAUCGACACUCUCCUCUUCUAUUUAUAUGGCAGCCAUCCUUAUUGGACAAAUUAUUGUGGCCACAGUUGUAAUUGUAUUUCUAUUUAAAUACGGAUUUACAAAAGCAUUUUCCCUGACUGGUUUAUCACCAUAUACUACGUGGAUUUUGUUAGGCUUGUUGGCUAUUUGGGAUCUUAUUGCUGUACUAUGUCCAUUUGGACCUUUACGUAUUCUUGUCGAAUCAUCAAAGAAGAAUCAACGUGAAAUUCCGGCAUUAUUAUAUACUGUAAAUGCUAUUUGGUUUAUGGCCGCACCAAAACUUUCGACUCAAAUUUCGCCUGCCACAUUAUCUACACAUACUGAUUCUUCUCCUUCAUCAUUUAUCUCAUCAGUAAAUUCUACAUCAUCUACAAAAACAUCUCCUGAUAUUACUCCACCUGGAGAAGAAAUACCUUUAUCAGAAAAUUUAGGUCAUAAUUCUUAUAGUAGAGGUGCUGGCGUUGGACCUCUCAAUAACAUUGAGGUUAAUAAUUCAUCUGAUUCGCUUCAUCCUAACGUUAAUCCUUCUGAAAAUAAUGUGUCAUCUGACGAUGAAGAAGAUGAAAGAAAUGGAUUAAAAUUAGGACUGGGUGAUUUUGUGUUUUAUAGUGUUUUGGUAGCACAAGCCG
Cetraspora pellucida is the source of this 1198-nucleotide messenger RNA. The record is from the annotation of a GenBank genome assembly. Lineage: Eukaryota; Fungi; Glomeromycota; Glomeromycetes; Diversisporales; Gigasporaceae.